Ricinus communis (castor bean) is the source of this 2194-nucleotide messenger RNA. Its product is annotated as transcription factor bHLH91. Gene Ontology annotation, molecular function: protein dimerization activity. Lineage: Eukaryota; Viridiplantae; Streptophyta; Magnoliopsida; Malpighiales; Euphorbiaceae. The transcript is spliced from 4 exons. The record is from RefSeq and is a predicted model, not a curated record. The coding region runs from base 565 to 1974 and encodes 469 amino acids. Gene Ontology annotation, biological process: regulation of DNA-templated transcription; anther wall tapetum development.
UUUUAAGAACUUCCUUUUUAAGUAUAUUAACAACUUUACAUUUUACCAUUUGAUAGGAAAAUUAUAAUUUAGCUUCUUAAUUUUAGCAGUAUAAAAAUUAAUGAGAAUGGAAUAAAAAAAAAAAAAAAAGCAAAACCUGAAAAUCAUCUGCCAAGAAUCAUGAGAAUGGAACAAAAAGAAAAAAAGAAAAGGGCAAAACCUGAAAAUGAAAUGGCAAAAGUUUCAGUAUGUAGGAGAGGAGAUUAAGAAGUGGGGCCCAGUGAAACAAGAAUCAGAGUAACAACCUCCCUUUGUGUGACAAGAAAAAGAUAUCAUCACAUAAGGCAUGCAGUUUUUGCAGUUUCAAUCUUUCAAUUCCCUUAACCCUUCCUAGCUACCACCUUCCCUUUCCUUUCCUUUCAUUUCCAUUUAAUAGCAAAAUCCCAACUCUCUCUCUCUCUCUCUCUCUCUCUCUCUCUCUCUCUCUCUCAUAUAACUGAAACUAAAUUAUAUCUCAUCCUUUCACUUUCUUGAUUUUAUUCCCAUCUUUUUCAAGAAUUGAAGGAAGAGAGCUAUAUCCAAAAGAUGUAUGAAGAAACAGGUUGCUUUGACCCCAACUCCAUGGUAGAAGGAGCAGAUGAUGGACUUUGCCAAGUUCUACAAAUUCCACCACAGCCACAACCGCUCAUGGCCGGUAGCACUACAAAUAGCCAUAAUAGCUAUGAAGAGAAUCUCAAGCUUUCAGCUGAUCAAGAACUCUCUUACCAUCACAGCAAUAAUCCUCAUCAUCACCACCAAGAAGAUGAUGCUUCUGCUUCUGCUGCCGCUGCUAUGGAAACCCAACUUCAAAAUCACCAAAUGGGUUUUGAUACCCAUUUAAUGCAGGAUUCUUCGAAUCAAGUUAUGGCCUUUAAUUCAUCAACUUCUUUGCAAGAUGCAACUUUUGCUCAGACACCUGACCUUCUCAAUCUUUUUCACUUACCCAGAGGCUCAACUUCUUCUCUGCUACCAAAUUCUUCAAUCUCUUUCACAAACCCUAGCCAUACGGCUCCAUUAGGUUUUGUUGGUGACCUUCCGAUGGCAGACACAGCUUCCGCUUCUUCUAUCCUAUAUGACCCACUUUUUCACUUGAAUCUUCCUCCACAACCUCCUUUAUUUAGGGACUUGUUUCAAUCUUUGCCACCACAUGGCUACUCUUUGCCUGGCUCAAUGGUUAAUUCUUUGUUUGGUGCCGGCGUCGGAGGAGAUGACCAUGUUGAGGGAAGUGGAGAUGGAGGUGGCAUUUACCAAGACGGUGAUGGAGAGCAGCAGUUUGAUAAUGGGGUACUUGACUUCACAUGGGAUAUGCCUUGUAUGGGUAAAGGAAGAGAUGCUGGUAAAAAGACUAAACCCUUUGCUACUGAGCGCCAAAGGAGACAACACCUUAAUGAUAAGUACAAAGCUUUGCAGAAUUUGGUUCCUAAUCCUACAAAGGCUGAUAGAACAUCUGUGGUUGGAGAUGCAAUUGAUUAUAUCAAGGAACUUCUUAGAACUGUUAAUGAGCUGAAACUACUAGUAGAAAAAAAGAGAUGUGCUAGAGAAAGGAGCAAGAGACAGAAGACAGAAGAAGAUUCUAUAGGGAAUGGUCAUGACAGUUCUUGUAUCACCAAACCUCUUGGCGACCCUGAUCAGAGUUUCAACAAUGGAUCAUUAAGGAGCUCUUGGAUUGAAAGGAAAUCAAAGGAUACGGAGGUGGACGUUCGUAUAAUUGAUGAUGAAGUUACUAUCAAACUUGUUCAACGAAAGAAGAUCAAUUGCUUGCUGUUUGUCUCCAAAGUCCUUGAUGAACUUCAGCUUGAUCUCCAUCACGUUGCUGGUGGCCAUAUUGGUGAUUACUACAGCUUUCUCUUUAACACCAAGAUAUUUGAAGGUUCUUCAGUUUAUGCGAGUGCCAUAGCAAACAAGCUGAUUGAGGUGGUAGACAGGCAUUAUGCAUCAACUCCAUCUACAAACUGAUAUUAGUUAUUAUUAUUAUUAUAGUAUUUAUAUAGGAAUAGCAGUUGAGUAGUUGAAAAAUGUGGUCUAGGCAUUGUGGAAGUGGUUUAAAUAAUAUGUGUGAAACAAUUAAUUAGACAGUAAGUAACCGAGAUUAGUUAUAUAAAGAGGCUAAUUGCUAAUGUACUGAUAUUUUGGGCCAUUUUAGUGACAUUUCCCACUAUUUUAGUCUGGAUUUUUA